Molecule: messenger RNA, 2292 nt
Organism: Orbilia oligospora ATCC 24927
Lineage: Eukaryota; Fungi; Ascomycota; Orbiliomycetes; Orbiliales; Orbiliaceae
Exons: 5
Coding region: 1-2292 (763 amino acids)
Source: RefSeq, a predicted model, not a curated record
AUGCUGGGUGAUUCAAUUUCAAAAACCAUUGUGGCCCUUUGCGUCCUCAGCAUAUCCAGUUCGACGGUGCUUGCAUAUCCCUACAAAGAUGGCACCGGGUUACGGUACAAUCUGAGGAAAAGAGGACCGGAGCUUUGUCCUGCACGGUACCAAGCCGGACUGGUUCCUUUCUUCGCUUUCCCCCAGUCGGUCUUUGUCGCGAUUACCACCACUGCUCCUACCACCACGGCUAGCAGAACACCUACAACAACGAGCUCUGUUAGCUCGAGCGCUCAAACCACAACCACCACAGGGCCGGCGACUACACCAAGCACCACUGCAAUUACUACCACCAGAACAACUACUAGCUCGACAACUACUCCUUUCCAAGUAGUUUGUCCGAGCUCACCACCUUCAUGCCAAGCGAGCGAUUGUUCCGGCACAGUGGUUGGCGGCACUGCCGCCUGUCGGUCCACAAAUCUCGCACAAUGUAGCUGUAUUCCGUCCGUGAAUACGCCUGGCUAUACUUGCCCCAAUCAGAGCUGUAGCGCAAAUAACUGCAACGGCAGCUUCGACAAUAAUGGUGCAGGUUCAACUUGCAAAAACUAUGGAGCGGGUUGUCCCUGCACGCCAACCACAGCCAUGUGUGGUACAACUCAAAGUUGUGACGCUGGUGGAUGCGCAGGAACAUUUGAUUCUGGAACAGUAGCUACUUGUAAAGCGAACUGGGCUACUUGUCGGUGCGAUCCGAGCCCCAAUACUUGUGGAACACCUCGAGAUUGUGAUGCAAACGGUUGUGCUGGAACAUUUGAUCCAGACGGGGUCGCCACUUGUAAAGCUAACUACGCUACCUGCCGCUGCAACCCGACAUCUAAUAAUUGUGGAAAUGCUGCAUCGUGUGAUGCCGGUGGGUGCGCUGGAAGUUUUGAUUCCAAUGGAAUCGCUACCUGCAAGGGUGCUUACGCCACCUGCCCCUGUAACCCAACGCCAAAUACUUGUGGAAACAUUCAAACUUGUGAUACCGAUGGAUGCGCUGGAUCAUUUAAUUCCGAUGGUAGAGCUACUUGCAAAGGGAGGUAUGCGACCUGCCCAUGUACUCCCACCCAAGGUAGUGGAGGAACCUGUGGGAACCGCGCAGGCUGCGAUUCUGGCAAUUGCGCCGGUAGUUUCGCUGGCCUUGGUAAUGUCCCAUACCCGCGAUGCACCAAUGCUUAUGCGGGUUGUAACUGCAACCCAACAGAUAAUACAUGUGGUACCCCGAGGAGCUGUGCAGACAAUGGAUGCAAUGGAGCAUGGGAUGGAAAUACAGGUAUAGCCCGCUGCACCGGUAAUUUUAUAGGGUGCAGGUGUAUUCCGACACAAGGCAGUGGAGGCACUUGCGGAAACCGCGCAGGUUGUGAUUCUAAUAAUUGCGCUGGUAGCUUCUCUGGCCUUGGUAAUGUCCCAUACCCGCGGUGUACCAACGCUUAUGCGGGCUGUAACUGCGACCCAACAGAUAAUACAUGUGGCACCCCGAGGAGCUGUGGAGACAACGGGUGCAAUGGUGCCUGGGAUGGAAAUACGGGUAUCGCCCGCUGCACCGGCAAUUUCAUCGGAUGCAGGUGUAUUCCUACACAAGGCAGUGGUGGCACUUGCGGAAACCGCGCAGGCUGCGAUUCUAACAAUUGCGCCGGUAGUUUUGCUGGUCUUGGUAAUGUUCAAUACCCGCGAUGCACCAAUGCUUAUGCGGGUUGUAAUUGCAACCCAACAGAUAAUACCUGUGGCACCCCGAGGAGCUGUGGAGAUAAUGGGUGCAACGGUGCAUGGGAUGGAGAUAGCGGCAUUGCGAGGUGUACUGGUAACUUUAUAGGCUGUAGAUGCAACCCUACGUCAGCCACUUGCGGUGCAAGAGCUAGUUGUUUCAGUGGUGGGUGUGCCGGGCGAAGAGGGGGUGAUGGUGUUUGGCGGUGUACACAGAAGUAUGCACCAUGCGGUUGCUACUACAAUUCCUUCUGGGGAUUCCUCGAUAGAGAUGCAGGGUACACUGGAGGCAGAUACGAGCUUAGAUCGAACGACAACGAGUGCACGAAUUUGCCGUCGAACUGGAAUGACGUCGCCAGCUCGAUUUCGGUCAUUUCUUGGGUUGUAAACUGUCAGUUUUAUGAGAAUAUAAACUGUGGUGGGCUUAGUAUUUAUGGUACUUCGCAGCGUAACGCCGGGAAUAACCCUUGGGACCUCCAAGGCGCAAACUCUUACUUCAACGACAAGAUUUCUUCUUAUAAGUGUUGGCUUGAUCCUCUGACUUGGUGUGGGGAUACACCUUGCCAUGGAUAA